AUGCCGGCCGAAAGGCGUUCUUUGCGAUCAAACAAUAAAUCCGACUCCUCUUCAUCCGCUAACGGUGAAAAGGCAAACUCGAACUCUCAGAGCUCGGGUGCGAAAGACAAGGCGCCCACCACUCGUGCCGCCGCCAACAAGGUCAAGUCAGCUCCGACCAAGAAAGACGCAAAGGGCGCAUCAAACGGCAAAAUGGGAGAGGAUGAUCAGUCGCAUACAAAUGGGUCAAAGUCAACCGAGAACGGUGUGAAUGGAUCCGAAGAUGUUGAGAUGGGAGAGGAUACGGCAGUGCCCCCAACCAAGGGUUCCAGAUCGUCCGGCAAGGAUAAGGAGGAGGAUGUGACGAUGGAAGGUGCGGAGGAAGGUGAUGUUGAGAACACCGAGCCAGAGGUCGACCCGACAAUCAAGGCCAUUCAAGACAUCAAAUCCAACUUCACCUUGCUCGAGCGAGCCGUUGCCCACUUCGACCCCAGAUUUACGCUCCGUGUUCUUCGAUCGAUAUCUUCGACCGCCUCGUUCCUGUUGGAAGCUCUUGGCCAAACCAAUGCUUUCGAGAAUGCUCCGGCCAACUCACAGAUGGAGGUUGACUCGGAUAAGAAGCCCAUCCCCAAGGAGACCCUUGCCGAGGUGGAUGCAUAUCUCUCUAUUCUCGUCCAGAUAUACCUGUUCGACCAGCGGGAGAUUCAGAAGGGAGCCCAGUUCUCGACAAGCUUGAUCGAGCGCCUGCGAGCACUGAACCGUCGUACGCUGGAUUCGCUCGCCGCCCGUGUGUACUUUUACUACUCUCUUUUCUUCGAGCAACUCGCUCCGCUCCCUCCUUCGCCUGCAGCGGCUGUUACCACUAUCCGCCAGCCAUUGUUGGCGGCGCUUCGCACGGCUGUGCUUCGGAAAGAUGUCGAUACACAGGCUACUGUGAUGACCUUGCUGCUUCGCAACUACCUGUCCACGUCUCAUAUCUCACAGGCAGAUCUAUUGAUCUCGCACAACCCAUUCCCCGUGGCUGCGUCUAACAAUCAGAUUGCUCGGUAUAUGUUCUACCUCGGCCGCAUCCGUGCCAUCCAGCUGCAAUACACUGAGGCUCAUAGUCAUCUGAUUGGGGCUACCCGCAAGUCGCCUGCUAGCCAGGUUGCUCGUGGGUUCUACCAGGCUUCCCACAAGUUGUUGGUCGUUGUCGAGCUGUUGAUGGGUGAUAUUCCUGACCGCGCAGUCUUCCGCCAGCCGGCCUUGGAACGGGCGAUGCACCCUUAUCUGCUGCUUUCUCAGGCAGUCAGUGUUGCUGAUCUGGAUGCGUUCCUCAACAUUGUCAACACCCACAGCGAGACUUUCCGGAAGGAUGGCACAUACACAUUGAUCUUGCGUUUGCGGCAGAAUGUCAUCAAGACCGGUAUUCGCAUGAUGUCGCUCUCUUACUCCCGUAUCUCUCUGCGGGAUAUCUGCCUUCGUCUCGGACUCGACAGCGAAGAAUCUGCCGAGUACAUUGUGGCCAAGGCUAUUCGGGACGGGGUCAUCGAGGCGACGCUCGAUCACGAGCACGGCUUCAUGAAGAGCAAGGAAGUGGGUGAUAUCUACGCCACCAGAGAACCUGGCGAGGCGUUCCACGAGCGUAUCCGCGCCUGUCUAGCGCUCCACGAUGAGAGUGUUAAGGCCAUGCGUUUCCCCAUGAACCAGCACCGUCUGGAGCUCAAGAGUGCCCAAGAAGCUCGGGAACGGGAGCGCGAGCUUGCCAAGGAGAUCCAAGAGGGAGACAUGGAUGAUGAAGAUGCGGGUGGUGAUUUCGAUGCCAUUUAA
This is a messenger RNA of Penicillium mononematosum, 1788 nucleotides long. RefSeq names its product proteasome regulatory particle lid subunit RPN3. Gene Ontology annotation, cellular component: proteasome regulatory particle, lid subcomplex; proteasome complex. The transcript has 5 exons. Gene Ontology annotation, biological process: ubiquitin-dependent protein catabolic process; regulation of protein catabolic process. Gene Ontology annotation, molecular function: enzyme regulator activity. The coding region runs from base 1 to 1788 and encodes 595 amino acids. Lineage: Eukaryota; Fungi; Ascomycota; Eurotiomycetes; Eurotiales; Aspergillaceae. The record is from RefSeq and is a predicted model, not a curated record.